Messenger RNA from Branchiostoma belcheri (Belcher's lancelet), 678 nucleotides. RefSeq lists its product as uncharacterized. The record is from RefSeq and is a predicted model, not a curated record. The transcript has a single exon. Lineage: Eukaryota; Metazoa; Chordata; Leptocardii; Amphioxiformes; Branchiostomatidae. Bases 1 to 678 code for a protein of 225 amino acids.
AUGCUAUGCACUAUUCCGGAAAGUGAUGAACGGGGGGCCUACAAAGAGGUGUGGAAUCCGAACAAUCAAGUCGGCCGCUACCACGGUGAUGACGACGAGGUCUUAAUUGACCCCGUUGAAAGGGACAUUUCCAAACGCGACGAAAAAAUCAUCUAUAUUGACACCUCAAUAACGUACUGGAAGAACUUUUUUGCACUCACAACUGAAUCGGGAUUCGUGAGUUUUGUCGAGCAAAGGCGCCCGCCGAGUCUAUUCAGUAUGAUGACCCCUGAUGAGACCAAGACAACCCACUUGCGCCAACGGGAACAUUUCUACCAGUUCGAACAGUUGUAUGUCAUGGGAAGGGGCAUUGACCCCAUUUGGCAUAAGAUUAAGGCUAAUUUUUUUACACGUAUCUACAACGAGAUGUACCCUUUCCGAGUUAGGUUCAUGUUCGAGGCUUUAAGGGCAGAUCAGAGCCCGAGUAGCCAAGAAAUCAUAGCGUUCUCAACCGAAGAUUCAGAGUUCUUCCUUAUCAAGGAAGCCACGGAGAUGUGGGACCGACUUGUCAAAGUCAUCGGUGGGGUGCUCUCUCGUUUUCGUGAGCUCAGCGAUCCGAGGAUAUUGUUCAAUAUUUCCUUCACCAUGAUAGUCAUUGAGUAUCUUUAUGGAGAGAGAGAUGUCCUGUUAAAGUUUUAA